Molecule: messenger RNA, 2447 nt
Organism: Pyricularia grisea
Lineage: Eukaryota; Fungi; Ascomycota; Sordariomycetes; Magnaporthales; Pyriculariaceae
Exons: 5
Coding region: 588-1994 (468 amino acids)
Molecular function (GO): hydrolase activity
Source: RefSeq, a predicted model, not a curated record
CGGGUAAAGAUGAAUCUCAAAAGUCGCAUCAUCCCGUCACUGGGUAACACGGCACAAGUAUGAUGAUCAGUUCAACAAGUUCAGUCCCCAAGACGGGACUGUUUCCAAAUCUUUACUAGACUCAGCAUGGUAGAAGGGGGAAAAGGAACCUCUGAAAUGCAUGGGCCCUUUUUAAACCCCGGAGGCAACCCGCGAACUCCUCCACGCCGGCCGCUCUGGACCCGGGCUGGCUGACUUGGUGUACGGAGUACUAUUGCUUGCUCGCAUUAUCGCAGUACAUUACCUGAUUGGACUUUGGUGUUCCCGCAUACACUCGACUGUCUCUAAUAUUUGCUGUUCCCCUUACUCUCCACUACCUUGAAAAACUCGAGACAUGCAUCUUGAUGCUUGUUCACAGAAUGGUCACCUUUUAGUCAAUACCGGUACAUUGACACAGCCAUGCGCCACAAUUCAGACCAGUUCAACUUGAUAAUGCAUUGUCCCGGAAAGCUCACGGUAUUUUGAUCACAACAACAAGCUUACACCCUCGUCGCCAAGCAUAACAACAGUGAUAUUCAUUCCAGCGCCCAAGAUUCCAUCAACAUUCGAUGGCUUCAAUCCCUUCGUGGACUAAAAGCUUGGCUCCUUGUAUAACCAGCUGCUCUCCUUUGGCUACCGCCGCAAGAACGGCGGAGCUGGAGGAGCUCGUUCGCGUUAUUCGGAGCACACCAGCUAUCGACAACCAUGCGAACCCUUUGCUAGGACGAAAGGAACCAGAAAACUUUCCUUUGCUUGCCGGUACCGCCACCGGUAAAGGAGAGAGUCCUGAUGUGGUCGAAAUGACCUUGGGACAGCAACGCGCUCUCAGGCAACUUGCCACGGCUCUCCAGUGCGAGCCAUCUUGGGAUGUCGUUGCUCAUGCUAUCAGGAACAAACGACUCGACGAGGCUGAAUAUGGAAAAUGGGUUGCCAAGUGCUUGGCUGGUGUCGACACGAUUCUGUUCGACGACGAGUCCAGAGACCGGAAUAUAACGCACGACAUGACGUGGCAUGACAGAUGUUUAAGCGGCAAUUGCAGGCGCAUCUUCAGCAUAGAGACCGUCGCUGCUGAGAUCAUCGACAGCCACGCAAGGUCAUACUACCAAUCGAGCUGCACGAACAGCGGACGACGUCGCCGUCAGUCAUCAGAUGAUAUAUUCGACAGAAUGCUAGACGAUUUCGGCAUCGCCGUCAAGCAGGCCAUCGAGAAUAUCGACAUAGUUGGCUUCAGCUCCGUCAUCGGUCAUCGCACUGGACUUGGCAUCCGCAAGGCUGUAGACAUUGCUGCCGCCCGGGAUUCUUUCGAGGAGAUUGUCGAGAACUACGGGAUGCUGGGAAAGUUCACAACCGUGUCACAUGCGGGCUUGAGUGAUUUGUUCGUCCAUCACACCGCCGUUUUGAUUCGGGAGUAUAGCACCAAUUUCCGAAAGCCUAUCCAGUUCCACACAUUUCUGGGAGGUACCGAUGCCUCAGUAGUCAACUGCAACCCGGCACUUUUGGAGAAAUUUAUACGUGCCUACCCUGUGGUGCCCAUCGUCCUCUUGAACGCAUGCUACCCUUACGCCCGAGAGGCGGGCUGCCUUGCAAGCACACAUGCCAAUGUUCAUGUCGACAUUGGCAAGAUAUUCCCCAGCGUCAGCCAGGGCGGUCAGGAAACCGUCUUGAGAGAGAUGUUGGAACUAUGCCCUUGGUCGAAGAUAUUAUGGGGCACUGGUGCAAAUGACACCCCGGAAUCUUUUCUCCUGGCAAAUAUUCAGGGUCGGGAAGCCCUGAAAGCGGUGCUAUGCGAAUUGGUUUGGAAAGGACACAUAAGUUGCAAGGAUGCCGUCGAUCUUUCAAAGGCUGUCCUUUUUGAGAACUCGAACCGGCUAUACAACUUAGAGCUGUCGUUGUCCAGCUUGCUUGAUAGCACAGAUGGGACCGAUACGGGUGAUGAAACCAGCGACGACGAUGACGAUGACGACGAUUCUGAUUAGAUGACGAGACCUCGUUCACACUGAGAGGGUUGACUGGAAGCUACCUUGGACGCUACAGCUUGUCGAGCCGUGGCACAGAUUAUAUUCGAUCAACUACGAGCAUCUUUGAGGCUGCUAUCCGAACAGAUGCCCAGUUAUUAAUCCCACGAAUAUGAACGGAUUAUGAGAGGAACUCACACAUGUGAGCGUCCACAUGUAAUUGUAUUAUUAGGAACGAAGGGGUUUUUUUUUUGGUUUUUCGACCUGGAAGACGGCCCUGGAUACUCGCUAUCCCAAUUCGCGGCCCAGUCACUAUAUACGGAUACCCAUGGUUGAGGCGUUAUUUGUUUUCUGGCGUCUUAGGAUCCACAAUAACAGAUUCUGUACAAAUUAAACCUAGCAAUAAGAUAAAAGCCCUUCAAAGUAUCCAUUGAGCGUCAAAAUAACCGUCCAGGGGCUAUAAAUACUUUUUUU